GGAUGCUGCUGACAGAGAAAGACAGAGAGGUGCAGCAGCAACUCCGCUGCUGCUGCUUUCAUAAAGAUGAAGACCUGUGCGUCUCUGAUGGGUUCGAUGUGGAGGACCUGCAAGCCUGCAGCAGCAGCAGCAGCAGCAACAACAGCAACAGCAGCAACAGCUCCUGCUACAGCAGCACAAGUACUAGCAGCAGCAGCAGCAGGCAGCACCAGCAAAAACAUCACUUGCAGCUGCAGCAGCAGGAUCUUCACGAACAUGAAGAGCUGCAGCAGCAGCAGCAGCAGCAGCAAAACGAAGAGACACAGCAGCAAUUUCAAGGAGCUCCUGCAGCUGCUGCUGUUGUUGCUGCUGCCGAGCCAAUGCUUGCUGCUGAGCAGCAGUGCCCUAGCCAGCAACAGCAGCAGCAGCAGCAGCAGCAGCAGCAGCAGCAAGAAGAGGCAGCAGCAUCAUCGCCAUCCACGGACGGUGCAGAUGAAGCAGCGGAAGACACUGAAGGAGCAGCAGCAGCAGCAGCAGCAGCAGCAGCAGCAGCGGCACCAGCACCUGCAGCAGCAACAGCAAGAGGUGCAGCAGCAACAGGAGCUGCAGCAGCAGCAGCAGCAGCAGCAGAAGCAGCUUCUCCCACUGGCCCUGAGGCGUUCAGUGCGGCAGCCUCGUCACAGCAUGCGAAGGAAGCAACCGCAGCAGCACCAACCGCAGCAACAACUGCAGCAGUACCAACAGCUGCAGCAGCAGCAGCAGCAGCAGCAGCAGAAGCAGCAGAUGCAGCAGAUGCAGCAGCAACAACAGCAGCAGCAGCAGAGUCAGCUCCCACACUUCUGCUGCCCCGUAGCCUGCGGUGUACUGACACCUCAAGGGGACGCCGCGUUGCUUCUUGCGAGCCCCCAGGCUCAGCAGCAGCAGCAGCAGCUGCUGCUGCUGCUGUUGCUGCUGCUGGAGGGCCAAGAAGCCACAGCUCUUCUCCCGUGAGGUGCGCGGAUUAUGCUGCUGCUGCUGCUGCUGUUGCAGCAAGACAAGCACGCAAAGACUGGCUCCGCAGCAGCAGCAAGAGCAGCCGAAGAAGCAGCAGCAGCAGCAACAGCAGCAGCAAACGACAGUCGUUGUCGCUUAGUGCUCUGGAUAUCAUGACAAACGACAAGGUAUUGAAGGGGCCCCUGGGGGCCCCUCUGGGGGCCCCACAGGGGCCCCCUCGCCAUUCUCCUGCAGCAAGAAGUGAGCCCUUGAGAGAUAGAACAGAAGACGCACUCAAUUUGCUGCUGGGGCUGCCUGCACCUGGAGAGGAUGGGCGUGCAGCAGCAGCAGCAGCAGCUGCUGCUGCUGCUGCUGCAGCGGAAGUUUCAGCUGCCGAGACACUCGAAAUAGCAGAACAAAGAGCAGGGCUAUACUGGGAUAACUCUAUACACCAGCAGCAGCAGCAGCAACAGCAGCAGCAGCAGAUUAAAGAAACAGAGGCCUCUUUCUGGAAUCGAGCAGCACCCACUUCUACAGACGAAACCGCAUCCCCAGAAGGGGGCCCCACAGCAGGGCCCCCUCAGGGGCCCCCCGAGGGGCCCCCGGAGGGGGCCCCUCAAGGGCCCCCGCAGGGGCAUCCUCAGGGGUCCCCUCAGGGGCCCCCCCAGGGAUCACUUCAAGGCCAUCCCCAGGGGCCCCCUCAGGGGCCCUCUCAGGGCCCCCCCCAGGGUACCCCCCAGGGGCAUACCCAGGGGUCUCCUCAGGGGCCCCUUCAGGGGCCCCUCAAGGGCUAUCCCCAGGGGGCCCCCCAUGGGCCCCCUCAGUGCCAUCCCCAGGGGCCCCCCGAGGGGCCCCCUCAGGGGCAUCCGCAGGGCCCCCCUCAGGGCCCCUCCCCCGAGGAUUCCUUUGAAAGGAACGCUGAGGGCCCUCAUACGGGGGCCCUCAGCGUUGCACAGGGGGCCCCAGAAGGGGGCCCCCCUGUGGAUAUGAUGAAGAAGGGGCCCUCAAAGAAGGGGGUGGAGGGGGGCCCCCCAAAGGAUCGGGGGCCCCCCGGGGGUGAGGGGAUUCGCAGGAACUUAGAUUGUGUUAUAUAG
This is a messenger RNA of Eimeria acervulina, 2045 nucleotides long. RefSeq lists its product as hypothetical. The transcript is spliced from 2 exons. The record is from RefSeq and is a predicted model, not a curated record. NCBI's taxonomy places the organism in Eukaryota, Apicomplexa, Conoidasida, Eucoccidiorida, Eimeriidae. The annotation marks the transcript as partial.